AUUGUUAUAUUUCGUACAUAUAUCGUUAAUGUUUCUUCUUUCUUACUGCUUCGUGUACAAUUUUUAUAUCAAUUCUAAAAAUAUCAAGAAGAAAGGUAAUAUCUAUACACCUGUCACCUGUUCCCUGCCUAGGGAACACCUGCUAUAAAGUAAUUUUCCUUCGAGAGUUCAUACCAUCUGCCUUAUUUGUAUUUCGAAUUUCGAUUGUCAGAUAUGCAACAGUUCUACGCUGAAUUUGUUAAAAAUGGAAGGGGAGUUAACUCUAUCAAAGAUACUAGUAUUCGCUAUCUUUAGCAUACCUAUCAUGAUUUACUUAUCAAAAAGUAUUCCUGCAUGUAUACCUUCAAGUUUACUCUUAAAUUUACAUCAAGUAAUUAAAGGUAAUUAAAAAUUCCAUGUGUAAAUAUCUCAUUGACGACGAGAUAAACAAUUGCAACAAAGAUGAAUUUGAAUGAUGGAGUAUCAGGAAUGUAUGUAUAUACGUAUAUAUAGACGAACAAUGAUUUCAUCGUCAGUGUAUUAUUCCGGUCUUGCACGCAAUAUAUUUUAUGUAUGUGAUUUGGUAUGGAAAAUUUUGCUAAAUUGAGCUGGAAAUUGCUACAAAGAAGGAACUGUUCGAUUCAAGGCUUCGGUAACUUGAUUGUAGUUUUAGCUACUCUGUACGAUACUUGAAUUUAUAUUGUAACGUGAACGAAAGUCAGGAACUUUUGGUUGGUAUCAUUCGUAUUCGUAUUCGUAUUCGUAUUCGUAUUCGUAUUCGUAUUCGUACAUAUUGUCUAAACCGGAUGCAAAUUAGCUAAUAUGUAUGUAUAUAUUUACUAACAUGAUUUGUGUUAGUAAGUUUGGAAACUGUAAUUUCAUGUAUACCGAUAGAGUUUUUCAUUGCUAUCGGCUAUCGACUAUAGACUAUCGAGUCGAGUGGCAGCACUAGUUAAGUGACCAGUGCAAAUUGCCUCUGCGUUUGUAAACGAAAGCAGUUGUGUCGUAUAUUUUCUGAUAAAAUUGGGAAAAAAUCAUUAUAAAUGUUCUCGUAUUAUAGACAGCUAAAUAUAUAAACAGUGUUUACAAUACUGUUAAGUAACCACGAUAAGCAUGGUUCGAAGUAGCGACAAGGAUAGACAUCACAGAAGACGGUCGAGAUCGCGAUCGAGGUCUCGAUCGGCCACACCGGAGAAGAAACGACGGCGUUCUAGGAGCAGAGAUAGGGAUAGAGAUAGGGAAAGAGACAAGGGCCGACACAGGGAACGAAGAAGUCGUUCCAGAGACAGAGACAGAGAAAGGGAAAGAGAAAGAAGCGACAGGCGAGAUCGUUCAGAAAGGGAGAGAGAUCGUGAGAGAAAAGGUGGAGACAGUAAAGAAAAGCGUCUUACAGGCUCAAAGUCUUCGCGUUCAGGCAAAGACCGAUCGAAUAGAUCGCGAUCAAGGGAGCGCAAGGAGAAAGAGAAAGGCGACAGCGAUGAGUUACCGUUCGAUCACACUAAAUUGGACAAGGAGGAAGAACAGAAAAGAUUGGAACUGGAAAUGCAAAAGAGGAGAGAAAGAAUAGAACGGUGGCGUGCAGAACGGAAAAAGAAGGAACUAGAGGCAACUAAGAAAGAUGGUAAGGCAUCUAUAUUAGCCAACCUUCAGCUCCCUAUGAAAAAGUGGUCCCUCGAAGAUGACAGUGACGAAGAGACUCCUGUCGUUCAGAAUAGCAACAAGGAAGCGAAAGAAGAUGGCGAAACAAAAGAAGAGGUGGAGGAAAUUACGGAAGAAGUUAAAGGCGGCGACGACGAAGAAGAAGUUGAUCCUCUCGAUGCUUUCAUGGCAGAGGUUCAAGAAGAAGUUCGUAAGGUGAACAAACUCGAUAGUAAAAGUGGAAAGAGCGCAAAUAACGGAACGGGUACGGGAAGUACUCAAAGUGGAGGGGUUGUUAUCGUUACCGGCGUGGCGAAAAAGAAGGUUCAAAAGCAAAAAGGAGAAUUAAUCGAACAAAAUCAAGAUGGUCUUGAAUAUUCUAGCGAAGAAGAAGGGGAAAACUUGCACGAAACUGCUGCCGGUAUUGCAAAUAAACAGAAACGAGAAUUAGCCAAAGUUGAUCAUGCAACGACCGAGUACCAGCCAUUUAGAAAAUCGUUUUACGUUGAAGUACCUGAAAUCGCAAGAAUGACAGGUGAAGAAGUAGAAGCGUACAAAGAAGAGUUGGAGGGGAUUCGCGUGAAAGGCAAAGGUUGUCCAAAACCUAUCAAAUCAUGGGCCCAGUGCGGUGUGACGAAAAAGGAGUUGGAAGUUUUGAAGAAGCUCGGUUAUGAAAAACCAACGCCGAUACAGUGUCAGGCUAUACCGGCAAUAAUGUCUGGUCGGGAUUUGAUAGGCAUAGCAAAGACAGGUAGUGGAAAAACGUUGGCAUUUUUGUUACCGAUGUUUAGGCAUAUUCUUGAUCAGUCUCCGUUAACGGACGGCGAUGGACCGAUCGCAUUGAUCAUGACACCAACCAGAGAAUUGUGUAUGCAAAUUGGAAGGGACUCGAAAAAAUUCACCAAGUCGUUGGGACUCUCUCAUGUUUGCGUUUACGGCGGAACCGGUAUAUCCGAACAAAUAGCCGAACUAAAGAGAGGCGCUGAAAUAAUAGUCUGUACUCCUGGAAGAAUGAUCGAUAUGCUUGCUGCGAAUAGCGGAAGGGUGACUAAUCUUCGUAGAGUAACUUACGUGGUUCUCGACGAAGCAGAUAGAAUGUUUGACAUGGGUUUCGAGCCUCAAGUGAUGCGGAUCAUGGAAAACGUUCGACCGGACCGACAAACUGUAUUGUUCAGCGCGACGUUCCCUCGUCAAAUGGAAGCACUGGCUAGAAGGAUAUUGACCAGACCCGUAGAAGUUCAAGUCGGAGGACGAUCGAUCGUUUGCAAGGACGUUGAACAGCACGUGGUGGUCCUCGAAGAAGAUCAAAAGUUUUACAAGUUGCUGGAAAUCCUUGGUCAUUAUCAGGAUAAAGGUUCUACUAUAAUAUUCGUCGAUAAGCAAGAGAACGCUGACACUUUAUUGAAAGAUCUGAUGAAAGCCUCUUACUCGUGUAUGUCGCUUCACGGUGGUAUCGAUCAAUGCGACAGGGACUCGACGAUAUUAGACUUUAAAGCUGGUAGAACGAAAUUGUUGGUUGCUACAUCCGUAGCUGCGAGAGGUCUAGACGUGAAACACUUGGUGUUGGUAGUAAAUUACGAUUGUCCGAAUCAUUACGAAGAUUAUGUGCACAGAUGUGGAAGAACGGGUAGAGCUGGAAACAAGGGGUACGCGUAUACGUUUAUCACGUCGGAACAAGAACGUUACGCUGGCGAUAUACUGCGUGCUCACGAAUUGGCAGGAGUUCCUGUUCCCGAGCCGCUGCGUCAGCUCUGGGAAGGAUACAAAGCACGACAAGCGGCAGACGGGAAGAAAGUACACACCGGAGGUGGAUUUAGCGGGAAAGGAUUCAAGUUUGACGAAUCCGAGGCGGCGCUGGCUAACGAGAAGAAAAAGUUCCAAAAGGCGGCUCUCGGUUUGCAAGAUUCCGACGACGAGGAUAUAGAGAACGACAUCGACCAGCAAAUAGAGAGCAUGCUCGCGCCAAAGAGGACGGUUCGCGAAAUUGCUAGACCAUCCGCUAGCAACAUCGCGGUAGCUGGCCAGCCCGUAGCUAGCGCAACCGAUAAAUUAGAAUUGGCGAGGCGGUUGGCCUCCAAGAUCAACAUAGCGAAAAAUUUGGGUGCCGAGGCAAAAGGUGCUACGCAACAAGCUGCCGAAGCUAUACUUAAAGGAGCUGGCCCUACCAAUCUGAUUACAGCGAAAACGGUCGCGGAACAAUUAGCAGCCAAGUUGAACACGAAAUUAAACUAUCAGCCUCGCGAGGAAGAUCUCGUCGAGAGCGACGCAGAGGCCGGUGAACAAACCUUCCGUAAAUACGAAGAGGAAUUAGAGAUCAACGACUUUCCGCAACAAGCUAGAUGGCGAGUAACCAGCAAGGAAGCUCUCGCACAGAUUUCCGAGUACUCGGAAGCCGGUCUCACCGUCAGAGGAACUUAUAUCGCUCCUGGCAAGGCUCCGCCAGAAGGAGAAAGAAAAUUAUAUCUCGCUAUCGAGUCAACCAGUGAAUUGGCGGUGAGCAAAGCCAAGGCGGAGGUUUCUCGACUCAUCAAGGAAGAAUUGAUCAAAUUACAAGCGUCUGGGGCUCAUACCGCGUCUCGUGGACGAUAUAAAGUUUUGUAAUAAAAAAAGAUGAAACA
This is a messenger RNA of Osmia bicornis bicornis, 4235 nucleotides long. RefSeq names its product probable ATP-dependent RNA helicase DDX46 (gene Prp5). Gene Ontology annotation, biological process: mRNA splicing, via spliceosome. Gene Ontology annotation, molecular function: nucleic acid binding; RNA helicase activity; ATP binding. Bases 1093 to 4218 code for a protein of 1041 amino acids. The record is from RefSeq and is a predicted model, not a curated record. Lineage: Eukaryota; Metazoa; Arthropoda; Insecta; Hymenoptera; Megachilidae. Gene Ontology annotation, cellular component: nucleus. The transcript has 6 exons.